CAUGGAGUUUUUCUCGGCGCUCUCAACAUGUUCAGGGGAGAAAUAUAUGCUUAUCCCCUCUACCUGCAGAACAAGCUGGCAAAUAAGUCAAUAAGCUUUUUUGCCAUGGAUGUAACCUGCAAGUACUGGCCCUACCUCCACAAAGUGACAAAAAGCUGCCCGGAGCUCCAGCACCUUCUGAGCAUGAAACCAUUCCUCUCAGUGUUUCAUGCCAAAGCCCAUGAUUUUAAAUGCGAGGUUAAAUGGAGUGGAGCUUACCAGCAAGGGGCCGGAUUGACACUUGGGGAGGAGGUUGAGCAGUGUAACGCCUUCCUCUCUAGGAUUGCUGUGACCACAAAGCACAUGUCCAAAGCAGGACGUACAGACAUGCUUACACUGAUGGCCAUGCGCUGGAAUCAGCAAAAGUUUAAUAACUUGGCUGCUUCACUUGCCUGCCGAUAUCAGAAGGCCGCAAAACGCCUGGAAAGCCAACUUCAGGAUCUGGAAAGCAUGAAAAUCCAGCUGGCAGUGACACAGGUUGAAGUUGAGGGCUGGCUCACUGAUAUUAAGGAGUGGGCAGAAGGUGAUAGUUAUACUAUUAUUUCAAUGUCUCAGUUCUGCAGAAUAAUGGGAGACAUGCUUCUGCAAGUAAUUACUGUUUUAAAAUGAAAUCAUACAUACACUGUUUUCUUGGUCAUUUACUUGUGCAGUUAAAAUGCCAAAUUUUAGUAUGUAGUGCAUGCACACUGGAAAUCAUGUCAAAACAAAGUGCCCUGAAAGUACCUGAAUGGUGCACAAUCCAAAAGUUGGAACAUUGGACAUUUCGGUGACAUUCAACACUUUAUUUUAAGGUGUCCUUCUUAGAGUGUAAUUAUACAUUUAAAUACGGAGUAAUAUUAAUUAACUACAUGUACUUACUAUAGGAUUAGGGUAGGAUUAGGAUUUGGUUGAGGGUUAGUUACAUGUAAUUAUGCAUAAUUUAUUGUUAUUACUAUUUUAAGUUCAUGUAACAUAUGUAACAAGGACACCGUAAAAUAAAGUGUUUCCGACAUUUCUUGCAGUUAGCGGAUCCCAUCUUGGCUACGUUGUCAUUUUCUUUGGUACCCUGUUACAUACUUCCUAUACAUGCUAAUAAAUAUGAAAUGAAUAUUGAGACUCACCUGUCCUUCCUCCAGGAGCUUUUUUUUAUAAAGAAAAAAAAAGCAGCAAAGAGGUUAAGGUAAUCCUUAUGACUUCCCU
Micropterus dolomieu (smallmouth bass) is the source of this 1218-nucleotide messenger RNA. RefSeq lists its product as uncharacterized. Lineage: Eukaryota; Metazoa; Chordata; Actinopteri; Centrarchiformes; Centrarchidae. The coding region runs from base 28 to 648 and encodes 206 amino acids. The record is from RefSeq and is a predicted model, not a curated record. The transcript is spliced from 4 exons.